Messenger RNA from Platichthys flesus (European flounder), 4885 nucleotides. RefSeq names its product mitogen-activated protein kinase 8 interacting protein 1b (gene mapk8ip1b). The coding region runs from base 85 to 2433 and encodes 782 amino acids. NCBI's taxonomy places the organism in Eukaryota, Metazoa, Chordata, Actinopteri, Pleuronectiformes, Pleuronectidae. Gene Ontology annotation, molecular function: protein binding. Gene Ontology annotation, biological process: regulation of JNK cascade. Gene Ontology annotation, cellular component: cytoplasm. The transcript is spliced from 12 exons. The record is from RefSeq and is a predicted model, not a curated record.
CCUCCCUCCCUCCCUCCCUCCAUCACUUUCUAACCUCCUCCUCCUCCUCUUUUCUCGGCUGUGGAUGCCCUCCUCACUUACAGUAUGGACUCGGGAGGGGAAGGAGAAGAGGGCUGGAUGGAGGACCAGUGGGAGAAAUGGUUGACCCACGACAUCAGCCUGGAUGAGUUCGAAGAUGACGACCUGUCGGAGAUCACAGAGAUCACAGACGAGCGCGGGCUGAGCCUCAACUGCAACGGCCCCGACAUGAAGGGCCAUGUGAGGCGAGGAACCAAUCACACGUCGGUGAGGGCAGAGCUAGGCGCCGUCGGCCACCUCCAGGCAGAGAUGCUUCAUUUGGAACUCAUAGACGGUGCUGAGGGCUUCCUCGGCGAUCAGGAGACAUUGAAGGCGUCCGCCAUCGCCCCCCCGCCGGCCACCAAGGACCCUGCAGCAUCUGUGACCAUGGACACCUACCGGCCCAAGAGACCUACGACCCUUAACCUCUUCCCAAUCGUGCCACGCACACAGGACACGCUAAACAACAACUCCUUCGGGAAGAAGUACACUUGGCAGGAGAAGGUCUCCGGCUCGUCGUCGCCUCUGAAACCAGGUGAGCUCACCCCCCCGCACGAGCACAGCUGUCUGAGCGACGAGGACAAGGUGCAGGGCGGCGGAGCACAGACCAAAGACCGGGGGACCUCCACCGACGGGCCCUGCAGACACGGCUCCACCACGGCCGCGGUGACCCGCUCCAAGCUGCAGGAGAAGCCACCGGCUCCCCCGCCACCGCAGAACUACACACCGGCUCCCCUGUAUCCUGCAGGGAAGGUCGAUGGAAGUGGGAACCACCGGGAGAGGAUCCGCUACCACACGGAGGUUCACGUGGAGCCCACAGAGGAGAUCUAUCUGACUCCUGUGCAGCGUUCUGACGAAUCUCUAGAACCCCCGACCGCUCAGGACCGGCCUUAUCUCUCCCAGCAGACCGAGCAGGGCCGUAUGUCCAUCAGCUCCGACACUGAGGGCCCGCCUCCCUACCAGCCCCUCCCAGAUCGGACAAACCCCUCCAUCUACGAGGAGGACGAGGUCUACGUCCCCCCCCCCUCGUAUGCGUCCUGUGUAGAGUCCCUCAUCACGCCGCCCAGCAUGGCUCUCUCAGCUCGCUCCUCCCUCGCCCUGGACCUCAGCUUGAAGGGGGCAGGGACGGGGGCCGGGGCUGUGCUGAGAGCAGGGUCCUCUGUGGAAUAUGUGGACGCCACGGAUGAAAGCUACUGUGGAGAGGACGAGGAUGUGGACAGGAUAAUAAUGGACGGAAGAAUGAGGAAGUGCGUAGGAAAAGGCGGCGGCGGCGGCAGAUCUGCCCCCCCAAGGACUUCCAUGAGCUCGGAGGCCAGCGGCCUUUCGUAUGACUCAGUCAAAUACACGCUGGUGGUGGAUGAGCACGCUCAGCUGGAGCUGGUCAGUCUCCGUCAGUGCUACCAAGGCUACAGUGACGACAGUGACACGGCCACCAUCUACGACAACUGCGUCUCCUCGCCCUACGAGUCGGCCAUCGGCGAGGAGUACGAGGAGGACGAGGAGGACGAGGAGGACGAGGAGGACGGGGCUCAGAUGGGAGGAGUCAGGAGAGAGGCCACCGCUCGUCUCUCUGAAGACUCCACACCUGAGGCCGACCUGCACUUCUCCAAGAAGUUCCUCAAUGUCUUCAUGAACGGACGCUCCAGCUCCUCCAGUGCAGAGUCCUUCGGUUUAUACUCAUGUGUCAUAAACGGCGAGGAGAAGGACCAGAGCCACAGAGCCGUGUACAGAUUUGUCCCUCGCCACGAUGACGAGUUGGAGCUGGAGGUGGACGACCCGCUGCUGGUGGAGGUCCAGGCGGAGGAUUACUGGUACGAGGGCUACAACAUGCGAACUGGUGCCCGUGGGAUCUUCCCGGCCUACUAUGCUACAGAAGUGACCAAGGACACGGAGAGCUUCAAAGGAACCGAAGUGAAGAGCAGUGAGUGGAUGGACAGAUACCGGCUGAAGUUCCUGGGCUCGGUCCAAGUCCCCUACCACAAAGGAAAUGAUGUUCUGUGCGCCGCUAUGCAGAAGAUUGCCACCAACAGAAGGAUGACAGUGAAGUACAACCCACCGUCCUCCUGCAUCCUGGAGAUCAGCGUGAAAGGCGUCAAACUCGCAGUUCAGGAGGAUUAUUACGCUUGUGACCGAAGUAAUGAGUGCAGCCACUUCUUCCAGUUAAAGAACGUCUCCUUCUGCGGCUUUCACCCCAAAAACAGCAAGUAUUUCGGAUUCAUCACGAAACAUCCGGCAGACCAGAGAUUCGCCUGCCACGUGUUUGUGUCUGAGAACUCCACGAAGCCCCUGGCGGAGUCAGUGGGGAAAGCCUUCCAGUUGUAUUAUAAAGAAUUUGUGCAGUUAUCGUGCCCGACAGAGGACAUCUACUUGGAAUAGCACUGCCCUGCCUUCAGCCACAGCUCUGUACAUUACAGUGUAUCAUACCUUAACGUUGCAUGAGGGACAGAAAUAUUCUAAUUUAAGAUAAAUACAAAAUUAACCCAUCUGACCAACGAGCAGGAGGAUGAAGGAUGGAGUAUUGGAGCAGCGACGAAAAAACCCUGAGGAAAAAUAUGCAAGAUGGAGUCGGGGGUGAGACGAGCGAUCGCAGGCUGCACACGGAGAAGCACAAACGCUCAGCAGCGCCUGGAGCCCGGAGCGUCGUUCCGGCAGGUGUGGGGCCGAAAAGCCCCGGGGAAAAGAGACGGCUGAUUUGACUGCCAAUAUUUAAAGUCUAAAAAUGAAGGACGUGUACAUUUACUGAGCGACAUCCUCCCACUGACCACGUGCUCUGUGCUGUAGGAACACUUUAUCCUUUUAUGGACACCUGGAAUAAAGAGGUGAUCCAUCUUAAUCCACCUGAUCCACCAUGUUUAAAAAACAAAAAGAAAACUGCUGGAGGUGAUGUUCUCUGCAUUUAUUUAGGGCUUGACUCAGAUCUUUGUUUUGGACCGAAGGCCGAACCGAAAUGAGAUGAUUUAUCUUACUUGUGUCCCCAAGCUUGUCCCGUUACCGCUGGCCCCUGAGCUGCAGUUGGACGCUUGGGAUUCUAACAAGUUGAACCUCAGCUCAACCUUUGCUAAAAGUAUUGUGUGAUUCAUCACUGCACCUCAAGGAAUCCUGAAUAACCUUUUAAUUCGGCUCCCACGAUAUGCACAGUAAACCUGAAUUGCUCGUUCAAUGCCAGAUGCACCGCUUCUCUUCCGUGUGUUUUAAUACGGUAUGAAACCAGUGAGGAAGAUCGACAUCGCCCAACUGAUAUCAGGGGUUAUUCAAUUUCAGAUACCGAUAUAUCAAGUCAUAUAUAUGGAUUCAAAAAAAGGUGGUUUUCAUUAAACUUUCAUGACAAAGAAAUUAAAUUGAGGCUAAAUGUAGGUACAAAUUUAUCUUUUCUUUUAAGCAUUAUUAAUUCUGUAAAAAUAUCCGUUUUCUUUUCAGCAAACGUAAACACAGAUUCUGAUAUAUCGGUGAAAUAUUCACAUCGGCCAAUUUCUUCCAGCCGACCAAUGAAUCUGACUCUAAUACUGAAAACAGGAAUAAACAAUCGGGUUUAUAAUAGAAGACGUGUGCACGGAGACACGGAACAGCCUCUGUGUGCUGUGCUGGAAGCUGCACCCCCCCCCCACCCCCCCGUACAUCAGAAGUUUGAAACGCUCUUUCCGUGCAAAAGCCAAACUCCGGUGUCCUCAGACCUUCACGAGUAGUGCCUCUUUCUCAUCGCAUCAUUUCCACCUCGCUCAGCGACCGCUAUCACGACAUUCUGAGGGAUUUCCAUCGAGUGUGUGUUUGAAGUUCAAGAGUUUGAAAGCAGACUGAAGUGCAGGAGCAUGUUUUCUUCUCCACUGACUGAACUGUACCUGUGCUCGGGUUUGUUUGGUUUUUCUUCUUCUUGCCAUAUCUGUUUUAGACCAAGCAGGAUCCAAUGAAACUGAGCUAAUACAAAGCCUUAUGUCUGAGAGUAAUACUUUCAAGGGGGAAGACCCAAAGAUCCAGGCUAAGCUGAGACAGAUCCAAACAAUAUGUAGAGAUAUAAGAUCCAUGAUACUCGUAGGAACGUGGAAAGCACGUGUAGGAAAUCUUCGAAUGUAUUAAAUAAGACACUUACACAUUAGUUGCAGACGAAGAAUCGUCCAAACCAACGUUGAUGAUUAAACUGGCCUGGAGAUUUUUAAAUUUUAAUGUCCCAUGAGAUUCAAAAAAAUCCUGUUAGAAUAAACAAAAAAUAAACUAGCCAUUAUAAAUAUAUAUAUAAUAUAUAUAUAUAUAUAUAACUAAAAGCCAUAAAAUCGUCUUGUCUUGCAGUUCGCUUGAUAGAUAAAUUCCCCUAAAGAAGAUAGUUAGUGAAACAACUUUCUGGACGUUGUGAUUUCGAGGUCUAAAUCCUUUUGCUUAAAAGACGCCGGUUUUACCCGUGUACUGUAAAUUGAGAUAGAACCCCCCCCCCCCUCCUCCCUCUAUCCACAACAUAGACCUGUCCCGGCACAGGUCCAGAAGCUCUGGAAUUGAAAAUGUGCUUCCUGCCUCUUUUAUCUUUGUCCUUUUCAACAAACCAAAAAAGUGAAUUAUUUGUUAUCACUGGCAUCGCAUCAACAUAUCAACACUGACUUUUAUAUGAAGUUCCCUUCUCAAGAGCCAAUCAGGUGGACAGUAUGGAAAAGGUACUGUUGUCGGGGGGGUGGGGGUGGUGGCUAUACAAAGGGUGUACAGACAUGCCAUAUAUAAAUAAAUACUUUAAUAUCUGUAAUUAUAACAUGACAUUGUACUGAUUCAACAUGUAGUACGUGAAAUUUCUUUUUAUUUUGGAUUUAUCGUUUGGUUUUUUUUUUAGGUGUGAAUUCUUUAUUUAAAA